AUGAAGCAGGUAGAGUCAGGUGUGGAAGAGGAGGAGCAGUAUGAAGCAGGUAGUCAGGUGUAUAAGAGGAGGAGCAGUAUGAAGCAGGUAGUCAGUGUUGUUGCCACGGCGAGGCGCUGGUGUCCGUCAUCGGACCACUUCCCCCCUGCCAGCUGCCAUUUUGGGUCAACAGGUGGAUUCAGGACAAAGAGAAAUGAAGGGGGAGAAGAAGAGGAAGAACGCUCGCCCAUCUACUCUCUCUCCAAGAGCUCCAUGGACAUAGUCAUGGCAACCGGACACCAGCAUCUGCUAGACCCGGCCUGGGCAAAACUGGAGCUGAGACGUAGCGCCAGCCAUAACACACACUCCUCCCCAAACACACAAACACCAAAACUCACACAGCAGCAGCAAUACAGACAAAACACACCCUCACACACGUCUCAAAACAUACACGGGCACGGCUCUCCCCUUGGCAACGAGCGUGUGGAGAGUUGGAGUGUGUGUAGUGGCGGCAGCACGCCAGAGACGGUCAUGUGGAAGGGAGGGGCCUCCCGCCCCUGGAUUAUAACUGAGGAGAGCCCCUGCGUCUCAUACUUCACUCGCUGCUCCAAACUGGCAUCAGAGUCUCAGUCUUCCUCACCCCUAACUGUAACCUCACCCCUAAACACACCCACACACGCCACAACACUACAAUCAUGCCACCCCCUACAAUACAUACCAUCACACCUAACUGUAGACACACCCCAUCAGACACACACACACUCACCUGUGUCCUCACCCCUACCUUUAAUAUCCUCCCUACCCACAACUCCACCUUUAACCUCACCUGUAACCUCACCCCUACCCUCACCUGUAACCUCACCCCUACCCUCACACGUAACCUCACCUGUCACCUCACCUGUAACCUCACCCCUACCUGUAACCUCACCCCUACCUGUAACCUCACCCCUACCUGUAACCUCACCCCUACCUGUAACCUCCCCCCCACCUGUAACAUCACCUCUACCUGUAACCUCACCCCUACCUGUAACCUCAUCUGUAACCUCACCCCUACCUGUAACCUCACCCCUAGCCUCAUCCCUGACACAUAAAGGAUGCCCACCAAAUCCUUACACAGACGAGGCUCGUUCCCCCCACAAGCAUUCUUCUUCCCCCUACCCCUUCCCCUCUCCUUCCUGUAGAGCUCAAGGUGAGGAAGGUCUAGUGGAGAGGGGCAACAAUGAGCUGGUCCCACCCCAGCCAGGGUGCACCAGUGUGGGGACAUGCUAUGGAGAGAAGCCCCCUAUCCUGAAUGCAAAACCCAGUCCCAGUCCUAACAACAACACACAUCCCCUGGGUGUUAGCCUGGGCAGCCCUGUACAGCAGCAAGAUGUGGUGAUGGACCCUUGGGUGUUUUUCCUGAGCCCACCAUCUCACCUGGCAUUGUCAUGGUUACAGAGGCGCACUUGUCCAUCUGACCGAGGUCAGAGGUCGGUGGCUUUAGUCUCCUCCCUCAGUGACUCGCGAUUGGAUGGCUGCCACCGCUGCUGCUAUAACUCUGCCCACUCAGGGGUCAUGAACUUGAUGACAUCAUCACCCCAGGGGUCAGGGUUCAAGGAUGAGGGGACGAUGACAUCACAGAGGGAGCUGGUUGAGGUAGGGGUGCAGGCGGGGUCACCUCUAGGGUCAAAGUUCAACUUUAGGUCAAAGUCCUUCCAGAGCUCCAUAAAGGAUCAUGGGUCGGACAGUAAUCUGGGGUCCCCCCCUCGGUCCCACUCCCACAUUGGCUACAACUCUUAUCUAGGUUCACAGUCAAUCUUGGGGUCCCCUCCAGGGUCAAGGUUGAACCUGAGGUCAUCGCUUGGCUCCCACUCCAACCUGAUGUUGCCUUCUUCCAGUAUGUUCUGUCUGGACAGCUCUGGAGAGGAGAGUGAGGAAGAGGUGAAGUGGGAGGAGAGCAGCUCUCCCCCGCUGGGGGAGAUGGGGAGGAGGAGGUCCUGUCUGAAGGUGGUGGUACAGGAGGAGGAGAGGAGGAGGAGUGGAGAGAGGGAUCACAGCAAGAGGAGGAGUAGUAUGAAACAGGUGCAGUGGGAUGAAGAUGGACUGACCUGGGAUGUUUAUGGAGCCUCCCUGGACCCAGAGGUGCUCAGCUCAGCCUUACAGAAACACUUACAACUCCUGACCAGGACAGACAGCACAAACACAGAAACCACUUCCAAGACCAAACCCAAGUCAAGGGUUAAGAUCAUGUCUAAGACCAAGAACCCUCCCAUGGAAACCACUACCACGUCAAUCCCUGUUAUGACAACCAAGCUCAAGACCGCUUCCAUGGAAACCGCAACCACGUCAACCUCUGUCACAAAAAAAAGAAAGGCCACUUUCAUGGCAACUUCCCCAAUGGCAACCCUUGUCACACCCUUAUCGAUUAAUAGCAUGGCGACUGCUGCUAUAGAGACUGAGACUGACACUAAAGGAGAGGGAGACAGAGAGGGAGAUAGAAAGCGAGGAGAGGUAGAGAGAGAAGGAGAUGUACAGAGAGAAGCAGAGGGAGAAAGAAAGGGAGAGAGAGAAGGAGAGGUAAAGAGAGGAGAGGAGGAGGGAGAAGGUACAGAGGAGGAGGGGACACUGGUGCUGUCUCGUAAGUCGUCGUCCCAUGAGAGUGGGCGGCGCAGAAAGAAGAGUGGAGGAGUGAUCAGGUCACUAAAGCGAUGCAUUCGCUCCUCAAACCCCAAUGACUAACACUGGAAGCACACCCAGAAGGUGGACAUUCUCCCAUUAUAAGACUAACCGAUGACUGCAUAGGACUAACACAGGGGGUUGGUGGGGUUCAGUCUGAAAGGGAAAAGAGUCAUCGUAUAGCCCCAACACUGGAGUCCAUCUGUAAAUACCUAACACUGGAGUCCAUCUGUAAAUACCUAACACUGGAGUCCAUCUGUAUUGCUCUAACACUGGAGUCCAUCUGUAUUGCUCUAACACUGGAGUCCAUCUGUAUUGCUCUAACACUGGAGUCCAUCUGUAUUGCUCUAACACUGGAGUCCAUCUGUAUUGCUCUAACACUGGAGUCCAUCUGUAUAAACCUGGACUCCGUACUGAUGUAGUGUAGUUUUUAGCUACUUUAUAUUUUUGUUGUUACCUCAAACAAAAUGUAUUUCUGUUGGUAUUCAAAUGUAUCUGCCAGUAGGUAAAACAAGUUUUGGCUUUUUAAUAGAAGAAAUACUACUUGAGUUCAGGGCUGCAAUAACAGGUCCAGGAUUCAUUGACGUCAAUAUGUGUUUUGUUAUUGAUCAGUUACUGCCUAACUGCAGAGUAUUACAAUACGUGUGGGAAUGUGAAUGUAUGGAUGCUGUGGUUGAUUGUAAAGAAUCUCCAAUGGAAGAAAAAAAACUGUCAUGUAUUAAAUAAUCUGGUCAAAACACAACUAUUGUCACUUUCAUAUGUAUUCUCUAUGUAUUCUCUAUGUAUUCUCUGUGUAUUCUCUAUGUAUUCUCUAUGUAUUCUCUGUGUAUUCUCUAUGUAUUCUCUGUGUAUUCUCUAUGUAUUCUCUGUGUAUUCUCUAUGUAUUCUCUAUGUAUUCUCUAUGUAUUCUCUGCACUAUACAUAUACAGCACACUCCCUCACCCUCUCAAAAUAAACACACAGGCACUCACAGACCGUGUAAACUUG
Messenger RNA from Oncorhynchus kisutch (coho salmon), 3621 nucleotides. RefSeq lists its product as uncharacterized. The transcript is spliced from 3 exons. NCBI's taxonomy places the organism in Eukaryota, Metazoa, Chordata, Actinopteri, Salmoniformes, Salmonidae. The record is from RefSeq and is a predicted model, not a curated record. Bases 1 to 2697 code for a protein of 898 amino acids.